AUGGGUAUUUCUCGCGACUCCCGUCACAAGCGCUCGGCUACCGGUGCGAAGAGGGCCACCUACCGCAAGAAGAGGGCCUUCGAGAAGGGUCGUCAGCCCUCCAACACCCGUAUCGGUACCAAGAGAAUCCAUCUCGUCCGUACCCGCGGUGGUAACCGCAAGUUCCGUGGUCUCCGUCUCGAGGCCGGUAACUUCUCGUGGGGAUCCGAGGGAAUCUCCCGCAAGACCCGUGUCAUCGUCGUGGCCUACCACCCCUCCAACAACGAGCUGGUCCGUACCAACACCUUGACCAAGUCCGCCGUUGUCCAGAUCGAUGCCGCUCCCUUCCGUCAAUGGUACGAGGCCCACUACGGCCAGCCCAUCGGUCGCCGUCGCCAGCAGAAGUCCGACGCCCCCGAGGAGAAGAAGAGCAACAGCGUGACCAAGAAGCAGGCUGCUCGCUUCGCCGACAACGGCAAGGUCGAGUCCGCCAUCGAGCGACAGUUCGAGGCCGGUCGUCUGUACGCCGUCAUCGCCUCGCGUCCCGGCCAGAGCGGCCGUGUGGACGGUUACAUCCUGGAGGGUGAGGAGCUGGCUUUCUACCAGCGUGCGAUCCGGAAGUAA
Messenger RNA from Aspergillus melleus, 603 nucleotides. RefSeq names its product 40S ribosomal protein eS8 (gene RPS8A). The transcript has 2 exons. Gene Ontology annotation, cellular component: cytosolic small ribosomal subunit; ribosome. The record is from RefSeq and is a predicted model, not a curated record. Gene Ontology annotation, molecular function: structural constituent of ribosome. Lineage: Eukaryota; Fungi; Ascomycota; Eurotiomycetes; Eurotiales; Aspergillaceae. Gene Ontology annotation, biological process: maturation of SSU-rRNA from tricistronic rRNA transcript (SSU-rRNA, 5.8S rRNA, LSU-rRNA); translation. The coding region runs from base 1 to 603 and encodes 200 amino acids.